This is a messenger RNA of Bursaphelenchus xylophilus (pine wood nematode), 701 nucleotides long. The record is from the annotation of a GenBank genome assembly. Lineage: Eukaryota; Metazoa; Nematoda; Chromadorea; Rhabditida; Aphelenchoididae.
AUGGAAGAUUAUACGACAACAAAAGCUCCUUUGAGUCCCGUUCAGGAUGAGCCUAGUGCUUCUCAUACCGCUAUGGUCGGAGUUCUGGUAUGUUAUUUACGGCAAGAAUGUCUUACUAAUAGAGAAUUUUGUUUUUGACUUAAUCUUUAUACGUAAUUUUGCCACUUUUUUUUAUCGUAUAUCGCCUCGAAACUUCAGAACGCUUUAUGCUCUCUUCUGGCCUACCUUUGCCCGACCGGAAGCUGUGUUGUGAAUGGGAAGGUCUACUUCAACAUGUGUCAUGUCUACAGUCUGAUUGGCAUCUUCAUUGCUCUUGUGUUCCUUGGCGCCCUUGCACUGUUCGUUGUGAUUAUCAGAGAUCAGGUACGUUAUUAAAAACAGAUAAUUUCCUCAUUUUGUUUAAUGAGUAACUCAGAAUAAUCAUCAUUUUUCAGAUGCUGCUCGAAAUUAUCCGCGAUGUUCACGCGUAAGUCGGGGGAGAUUAUUGCUUUUUGGCUUGUUAAAGUGCUUUUUUCAAAUUGAAAAUUCAUUUUCAUUUUUUCAGGGUAGUUUUUAGCUCCAAGCGCCCUUCCAAGCAAGUCUUCGAACUGGAGCAAAUCGAAAGUCCGUCUUUCGAGAACUUCCAACGCCCAAAAUUUCAAUCCACCAGAAGACGAAAAGUCAUGCCCGGAGGCGAUUUUGCUGCUUAUGAAUUUCUUUAA